Molecule: messenger RNA, 1009 nt
Organism: Prunus mume (Japanese apricot)
Lineage: Eukaryota; Viridiplantae; Streptophyta; Magnoliopsida; Rosales; Rosaceae
Source: RefSeq, a predicted model, not a curated record
AUUAUUUUUUAUCUUUGUUUGUGUACUAAGAAAAGAAAUCUUCAGCAUCUUUCAUUUCAAACUACAUAUAUAAACACCCCAACACCAUUAGAAACAGCAACCAACAUAAAACCUCUCCCUCUCUCUCUCUCUCUGCAAAGACUCAAACAAACCAAAUGGCUUUCUCUAAAUCCAUCGCCUUUUUUGCUGCCCUUCUGGUGGUGCUACCCAUGGCUGCUUUGGCCUUCGACUGGGACAACAUAGCUCCUUCUAUUGCCGAUGAGGUGUGCAAACAAGUGGAGUGUGGACGGGGAGCCUGCAAAUUUGAUGUAGAGGAUCCAUUAGGCUUCACCUGCGAGUGUGAGGCUGGUUGGAAGCGAACCCGUGACGGAGACGAUGACCUUAAGUUUCUCCCCUGUGUGAUUCCCAACUGUACACUUGACUACAGCUGCCAGCCAGCUCCACCUCCAGUUCCUGCUAAAGAAAUUCCACGCAACUUGUCGGCCUUUGACCCUUGCUACUGGGUUUACUGUGGAGAAGGUAACUGUGUAAAGAACGAAACAUAUGCACAUACACCUAUCUGUGAAUGCAAAUCAGGCUUCUCCAAUCUUCUUAAUGUCUCAGCAUUCCCUUGCUACAAUGAAUGCACACUUCAACCCGACUGUAAAAGCCUUGGAAUUACGGUUGCUAAAUCAACUUCUACAGACAAUAAUCAAGCUACCUCGUUUUUGCCAGGAAAGUUGCAGUUGAUGACUAUGGCUAUGGUCUAUGUGGGUAUGAUUCUGUGGAAGUAGGGUGGAAAGUGCUGUCACGAGAUUGAGCUUUCUAUUUGUUUGUGCUAUAGCUUCAUCAUACAUGAAUUUGAUAUACUUCAGAUUAGUUUCGAGUUGGUGUAACAUUCCUUGAUUUUUCCACAGUUCAUCAUUCUGUAUAAAGUUAGUUUGUAUAACCCGAAACAUAGUCAUACAUCGAUGACUGUCAUAUAUGAUAUAUUUCACAUUGUGGGAGCGAUUUUCACCCCACAAGAAUA